AGCCCAUUCUGCUCCUGCCUACCUCGUCUAUCUGUGGAGGGCUGGGGUCUCCUCAGUCCCUGCUCUCAAGAAGGUUUUGGAGGUACUGAACUGCGUGGCUUUGCAGGGUGGUGGAAUGGAAUCCCUCUUCCCUGCUCCAUUCUGGGAGGUCUUCUAUGACAGCCACCUUCAGGGCAACUUGUCCCUCCAGACCGCCAACCACAGUGAGCUGCCCCCUGACUUGCUGCUCAAUGUCAGCCACAGCCCCUUUCUGCCCCUUGGUCUCAAGGUCACCAUCGUGGGGCUGUACCUGGCUGUGUGCAUCGGAGGGUUGCUGGGGAACUGCCUCGUCAUGUACGUCAUUCUCAGGCACACCAAGAUGAAGACAGCAACCAACAUUUAUAUCUUUAACCUGGCCCUGGCUGACACUCUGGUCUUGCUGACGCUGCCAUUCCAGGGCACUGACAUCUUGCUGGGGUUCUGGCCAUUCGGGAAUGCCCUGUGCAAGACAGUCAUUGCUAUCGACUACUAUAACAUGUUCACCAGCACCUUCACGCUGACUGCCAUGAGUGUGGACCGGUAUGUGGCCAUCUGCCAUCCCAUCCGUGCCCUGGAUGUCCGGACCUCCAGCAAAGCCCAGGCUGUCAACGUGGCCAUCUGGGCUCUGGCUUCUGUGGUUGGUGUUCCUGUUGCCAUCAUGGGCUCAGCACAGGUGGAGGAGGAAGAGAUCGAGUGUCUGGUGGAGAUUCCUGCUCCCCAGGACUACUGGGGCCCUGUAUUUGCUGUCUGCAUCUUCCUCUUCUCCUUCAUCAUCCCUGUGCUGAUAAUCUCUGUCUGCUAUAGCCUCAUGAUCCGGCGGCUUCACGGCGUCCGUUUGCUCUCAGGCUCUCGGGAGAAGGACCGGAACCUGCGGCGCAUCACACGGCUGGUGCUGGUGGUAGUGGCUGUGUUUGUGGGCUGCUGGACACCCGUACAGGUCUUUGUGUUGGUCCAAGGCCUGGGUGUUCAGCCUGGAAGUGAGGCUGCUGUGGCCAUUCUGCGCUUCUGCACAGCCCUGGGUUAUGUCAACAGCUGUCUCAACCCCAUCCUCUAUGCCUUCCUGGAUGAGAACUUCAAGGCCUGCUUCCGCAAGUUCUGCUGUGCAUCUGCCUUGCACCGGGAGAUGCAGGUGUCUGAUCGUGUACGCAGCAUUGCCAGGGAUGUGGGCCUUGCCUGCAAGAUCUCAGAGACAGUACCACGGCCAGCAUGACUAGGCGUGGAUCUGCCCAUGGGGCCUGUCAGCCCACAGAGCCCAUCCACACCCAACACGGAACUC
Perognathus longimembris pacificus (Pacific pocket mouse) is the source of this 1294-nucleotide messenger RNA. It is a transcript of the gene Oprl1, whose product is annotated as opioid related nociceptin receptor 1. Gene Ontology annotation, cellular component: neuron projection; membrane. NCBI's taxonomy places the organism in Eukaryota, Metazoa, Chordata, Mammalia, Rodentia, Heteromyidae. The transcript is spliced from 4 exons. The record is from RefSeq and is a predicted model, not a curated record. Gene Ontology annotation, molecular function: neuropeptide binding; nociceptin receptor activity. Gene Ontology annotation, biological process: neuropeptide signaling pathway; sensory perception of pain. The coding region runs from base 116 to 1228 and encodes 370 amino acids.